CGGGGGCGGGGCCGGUCCGCCAUAAACACUGGUACUUCCGUGUAGUCGUCAUAGAGCUGCUGCUAGCGGAGAGAUCUGUGCGGGAGACAUUAGCAGGAUGGUGACGCAGGAGUCGCCGCGGUGUUGCGGGUACUUUAAUAUCCGCUCGGUGGUGCUGGGAGUGGCCGUGUACUAUGUGUUUGUCAGCCUGCAGUCCCUGGUGUGGCAGACCGUUGCCGUGAUCAAAUGCGGCGGAGUGUGUGCGGGGCCCUGGAGCUCGGCCGGGCCCGUGGCCGUCAUGUACUCCCUGGCCUUCAUCCUGCUGCUGCUCAGCCUCUGCCUGCUGUUCGGCGUCCUCCGCCGGCGCCCGGGCCUCCUGCUGCCCUUCCUGGCCUUCCAGAUAAUCGACCUGCUGGGCUCCGUGCUGCUCUUCUGCGGCCUGUUCGUGCGCUUUCCCUCCGAGCUCCGUAUGAUCAGCACCAGGCCCUACCUCCCCGGGGUGGACGAGCAGGACAAGGCCGCGGUGGCCGGGGGCUCCGUGCUCUUCAUCGCUCUGACCCUCCUUCUCCUCCUGCUGAAGAUCUACCUGAUCCGCUGCGUGCUGACCUACUACCGCUACCUGCUGACCCGGGUCUCCCCGCCCCCGGGCGAGCCUGACGGCCUGGCCCUCAUCGUGGUCCCCCCAAUCUCGGAGAAGAACCCCCUGUUCCUGCCUUCCUAUGAAGAGGCGCUCAGCAUGCCGACCAAGGACAGCCCGCCGCCCCCCUACAGCCUGGCCGUGCUGCCGGAGCCGCAGAAGGAGGCCGUAUAGGCUUCCCCCGGGGACCGGCUACCUGAUCAGGGAUACAAUGAGAUGCAACCCCCCCUCCCCUCCUCUCCUCCCUAUCCUACCGGGCGCUGCCUGCCCUUCCCGUUAACGGGACAUCAUGAGAGCCGGGACUAGGAGCGCUGACUGUACAGGCAUCCGACCCCCUCCUACCGGUGUCCGCGGGCAGGAUACACCCGUGACGUCCCUCUGUCCUGCCGGUGCCCGCAGCAACACGUCAUCCGAGGCCGCUGUGGUGUCCACUUGGAAUUAGUUUUUAGCGAAUGAGUAACAUUGGUAUUGGCUUGUAACAAGGUUAAUAAGUGUAUAUUAUACACAUAUAGAAUUAGCCUUUGCUAGCUCUGGUAACAGCUGCACUAUACUAUGAAGAAUAAUUCUCUUGUUGCUGCACCACUCUCAGUGAGAGAAUUAAACAUGUAAUAAUAAUAAUAAUAAUGUGUAACAAACCUCUAGUUACAAGGCGGCUGUGAAGUCUUGCGUUAUUUUUCCUGUAUUAAAAACUGAAGUGCCAUGAAAUCUUAGUGAGUGUGGUGAUGUACAUGUAGCAUAGUGUUGGAGGAGAGGGAAGACAUGCCCGUACAGUGCUAUAGAGUUGAAAGGCUGUUCUUUAAAAUAGUCUCCUAAAAGUGCCCCCUGUCUGGUAGCAUUAAGAGUCCCUACAAUGACUGUACUCCAUAUGAUGUGUCAUAUAAUCACUUGUUCAUCCUGUGACUCUGUAAUGUGGGGAGCAGGUCUUUAAGAUCUUUCAUGAGGUUCUUGUUGGAAAGGGCCCAGUUUGGGAAUAGUGCACAGCUGAAAGCAAUAUUCCAUUCUUCUGGCUGUGUAUCAGUGAUUUGAGUCUCCAGUAUUGAACACACAGCAUUAAUAACUGCACUUUACCUUAUGGUGAGGGUGGUGUUAUAUGUAUCACAGCCUGGAGAGCAGUAUAAAGCACUGACCAAUCUGCUUCUAAAGCUCAUAUCACAGGCUGUUUGAAAAAUGACAGCAGCUGAUUAGUGUGUUUUUAUUUUUUCCCCCUUUUCCUUCUCCACUUUAUCACUUUCCAUGCUUUGAUAAAUACCCCCCUUAAACAGCUUGAUCUACACCCAGGUGGUGGAUGUAAUGUUAUAUACUGUGCUCUAUAGAAUUGGGCUCUCCUGUGUGUGGGGGGCAGUUUCAUUUGGAACCUUAACAGCAGGAAACUGAGAAGGGUCCCCCACCAUUCAGGUACUGAGGAUCAAGGGCAGUGCAAUAUUACUUCCUAUUAAGCCCAAAAGUGGAACGAUUACCCUCCUCUGAAGUAAAGGCAUUGCAUGAUUCUUGGGAGAGUCUUGCACAUAGUGGGUUGUUUUUGCUGACUAACUUGCUUAAGUCAAGGAAGAUGAGCCAAACCUUUUGUUAGCUGUCUCAAUCAUGGUAUCCUGCGGUCUGUAGCUACCAAUACAGCCUCAACCCAUAAACUGUGCCUUGUGUGAACAGACUUCCCAAGCAAAGGGUGUCCCACUGUCUUGCUAUGAGGGUAUGGUCAGCCAAAGUACAUGGCUGUAUUCCUCAGCAGCAUGUGGUGUUUACAUCUAAUACAUGAUUAUGUGGGACAGCAAUGUACAAGUCCCCUGUGCCCAGUAUAUUGUACUUUGUUUCCUGUGAUCAUAUUGCUGAGUUCUUUGGCUUAAAAUCAAAUGUAUUUGCUCUUAUUGUAAUUUUAGUGCUUUUGUGUCCAUACCGUUAAGCAAACACAGUAAAUCAGUGUUAAUCUGUAACCUGAUGAAUUUUAUAUUGGGUUCGAAACCUGUUGCGUGAAGUACAGCAUUCCAUUGAGCUGUGCUUGUUGGAGGUCGUCUGCUGAGCGAGAGUCGUAGUGGACAGUAGCUGGAGAACACCAUUGUACCUGAGCCCUCUUCACACUGUUAAUUGCUUUACACCAAAGAUUUUUAUUCUGUCUGAUUUAGAAUGGUAGUAUUUACAGCUUCUAAAUAAAACUGCUUUUGUCA
Molecule: messenger RNA, 2775 nt
Organism: Pseudophryne corroboree (corroboree frog)
Lineage: Eukaryota; Metazoa; Chordata; Amphibia; Anura; Myobatrachidae
Product: lysosomal-associated transmembrane protein 5-like
Exons: 1
Coding region: 98-790 (230 amino acids)
Cellular component (GO): lysosomal membrane
Source: RefSeq, a predicted model, not a curated record